GUAUAAGUUGAUUUAAGAUACUAUACUACUAAUUUUCGCUCAAGUAAUAAAUAUUUAUGUGAUAAUAAACUCCGGUCUUUGAUUAUUCUUUGAGAGUCAUACUUUUUCAUAAUGAUGAUUCGUGAUUGUAAGAUCAAAAGUUGAUGAUUACCCUUUCAAACAAUUUGAAACACGCCCACAUGAAGACAUCGAUGAGCCAUGUUCAACUUUUGAACUUAACACAAGAUUUCACCCUUUUAAUUAAAUCCAAUGGCCACUAACAACACCGCCCCGUGACGACGAUCUUGUCUGUUGUUUUCGAAUCCUUGUGGGUCAUUCGUCCUCUCUAACCACCAAUAAGCUCUUUCCCUAAUAAAUCAACACAAAACAUCAUUUUCAAAUCACUAAAAAAAUCAAUAAAAGUCCUGUGUCAAAACCCAACCACACCCAGAAAAUGACUUUUUCAUAUAAAUAAUCAAUUUUACCAACUUAUUCAUCCCAAACAAACCCACUACUCUACCUGACAUCCUAAACAUCUCACUCUCACUAGUCACUAACAACUGAACUAACACUUUUUUUACAUGGGUGAUCACAGAAACACAACCUCUAACGUUAUUGGACUUUGUCUCCUCCCACAAGAACUCAUUCAAAACAUCUUCCUUUCACUCGUUUUACCAGAAAUCGUUCGUUUGAAACUCCUCAACAAAUCCUUCUCAAGCUUAAUCUCUGAUCACAGUUUCGUUCGUCAGUGUAACUCACUUUCAAACUCCACCACAUGGCUCUUUGUCUACAAGAAACGCUGGCUCCGUGACGCCGUGCUUCACGCUUUCACCGAUCGGAGCUCCGAUCGUUGGUUCCGGAUCCCCUUAGCCGAGCUUCUCAAACCUGUAGACUUUCACGGUGAGGAUCUUUACUUUCUCGCUGCUUCCGCUAACGUUUUUCUCUUCGCUUCCAACAACGUUCGUGAGGUUGUCGCCGUUAAUCUAGUCUCCGUCACCGUUAAGAAGAUCCCUCCUUCUCCGUUGGGUCCACGCGGCACUUCCUCGUGGAGGAGAUCCGGGAUGAAGCUUGUAACCGAUUCUUCCGGGUCGGGUCAUUUUCGGUUCAUGUUUGCUGAAUUUGUCGGGAACCGACCUGUUUUGUUUGUGUACGACUCUUCAACUGACACGUGGAAGUCAACGGAGGCAAAAGAAAAAGAGAACGAUGAGAUUCUGCCACGUGGUGGGGUGCACGUGUUUCUCAGUGUGGUUCAUGGACCUAGAGAGAGCGUUUUGGUUGCUACAAGUUCAAUUAGUGAUUCUGAUACGCCUGUUGUUGUACGGCCACGAUUUAAUGACGCGGAAGGGUUAACCGUUGGAUUCAACUGGGGGAACGUGAUCGAUAGGCUACACGUGUACGGUGAUGGAUACAUGAUGAUAGUGAAAUCAGAAGGGGAAAAUAGGGUGAGGGUGUUGAAAGGUGUGGAAUUGUGGGGAGUGAGUUUGGAUGGGAGAAAAUGGGAGUUAGUUUCAGCGGUACCUGGUGAAGUGAUGGGAGUGAUUGAGAAGCGUUAUGGAGUAAUGAUGGGUUGUUUAGAGGAGAAAAAUGGGAUUAUUAGGGUAGCUUUGGUGUCAAAUUGUGAUGGUUUUUGGGACAUGUUGUGGCUUUCUUUUGAUACUAAAUGGAAACGUUGGAACUGGAUGCCACUACCUGAUUGCAAAAUGAAAGGUUGGAACAUGGCUGGAAUAAGCUUCUCCUCUGGACUUACUUUGCAAUGACCCAUCAAUCUCGUAUUGUGCCUGCUGCUAUUUAUACACUCUUUUCUGGUCUUGUUUACAGACAGUAUUUUAUUAGGUAAGGAAAAAUAUGACAAGAUAAUAUGUAAAUAUAAUCGUAAUAAAAGUGUAAGUAUAUAA
This is a messenger RNA of Lathyrus oleraceus (garden pea), 1874 nucleotides long. RefSeq lists its product as uncharacterized. NCBI's taxonomy places the organism in Eukaryota, Viridiplantae, Streptophyta, Magnoliopsida, Fabales, Fabaceae. Gene Ontology annotation, molecular function: protein binding. The record is from RefSeq and is a predicted model, not a curated record. The coding region runs from base 561 to 1736 and encodes 391 amino acids. The transcript has a single exon.